Thecamonas trahens ATCC 50062 is the source of this 642-nucleotide messenger RNA. RefSeq lists its product as uncharacterized. The record is from RefSeq and is a predicted model, not a curated record. The transcript has 2 exons. The coding region runs from base 1 to 642 and encodes 213 amino acids. Lineage: Eukaryota; Apusomonadida; Apusomonadidae.
AUGCGAGUGGCGACAUGGCUGGCGGCGGUGGUGUGGCUGGCGGCGGUGGUGUGUGUGGCGCCGGGCGAGGGUCUGCGCGAGGGCGACCGGGUGAGCAUGCUGGUGCGCAGCAAGGUGGGCACGCGCGAGAGCCACUGGACCGAGGUCAUCCACGACCACACACCGCUGUUUGGCGUCGAGCGAUCGGUCAAGCUGUCGGCGCUGUCACUGCUGCCGACUGCCACUGGCGGCAAGCCGUACAAGAUGGCGUUCCUGUUUGGCGGCGGUGAGACAUAUGGGGCGGCGCCGCAGGCCACACAGUGGCUGACGCUGUCGGACGGCCGUGGGCAUCGCGCCGCCUUUGUCACCUUUUCGUUCAACGUGGUCGACGGCCGCAUCGCCGGCGUGGUCGCCGACGUUGACUACCACGCUGCUGGCUGGUCGCCGCCAGCCGACGACGACGCCCAUAGCGUCGGCUCGGUCCUCUUCCACUACCGCUGGAUCAAGUCGUCGGCAGAGUCACCGACCCGGGCCUUGGGCGUGGUGAGCCUGCUCUCGUUUGUCUCGUCGCUGGGCAUGAUCCUCGUCGCUGGCCACACAUUGAUGUCACCGACGGCCGAGUCGGCCCCGGCCGCGACUUCGUUACCGCGCAAGAGUGAGUAG